Contarinia nasturtii (swede midge) is the source of this 1709-nucleotide messenger RNA. It is a transcript of the gene Or9a, whose product is annotated as odorant receptor 9a. Lineage: Eukaryota; Metazoa; Arthropoda; Insecta; Diptera; Cecidomyiidae. The transcript has 6 exons. Bases 59 to 1240 code for a protein of 393 amino acids. Gene Ontology annotation, molecular function: odorant binding; olfactory receptor activity. Gene Ontology annotation, biological process: sensory perception of smell; detection of chemical stimulus involved in sensory perception of smell. The record is from RefSeq and is a predicted model, not a curated record. Gene Ontology annotation, cellular component: plasma membrane.
CGUUCAAUAUAAUAAACUAAUUUGUUGUAAUUCGUUUUAGUCGCAUAUCGAUUCAAUCAUGAAACCGUUGUUGAAAAAUCAGCAAGUUUUCAAAUUGCUUUGUGUAUUUCCUAUGGAUGAAUCCAUUGAUAAAUGGAAAAAAUAUAGUUACCAUACUUUUGCGAUAUGCAUUUUCAUUGCAAAUUCUUGUGGUGCCGUUGCGGGAAUGGCGUAUUUCAAUAAAUUCGUGAAUAUUGAUUUGGGAAGUUCGUUAUAUACUCUUUUUAAUAUUUUUGGUGCAGCAUCGACGGCGUAUGUAACUCUCGUGAUCUUGUUGCGUCGUCAGAAAAUGGCUGCGAUUUUUGAAAGAUUGUCUAUUAUUUACAAUACAAAUAAAAAUGUGGAAAUCUUUGAAAUUUCAAUGCGAAAAGUAAACAAGCAAAGCGAAUGGAUGUUGGAAACUUACUUCAAAUACGGCAUGUUUGGAUAUGGUUUAAGUGUGAUUGUUAUGUCAACCAUUUCGAUAUUGCUUUGUUUCUUAAUGCAUGGAUAUUUUGAUGGCAACUACGUUUAUCGAGUUUUAAAUUUGAUUUUACCAUGGAAUCAAAAAACACCAUUGGGAUAUAUAUGCGAGUUGGGAUUUUCUCUAAUUCUUACCGAGUCCUAUUUCAUUGCAAACGGAUCUAUUAUAUUGCUGUUUAUUUCUUUGUGUUUGCAUCAUCGAGAAUUUUGGAAAACAUUUCAUCAUUUACUCAGCAAAUUGAUUAGUUCCAAUAGGAUUGCAAGCAAUAAGAAGUGCAUUAGAAAAUUAAUCGAGUUUCAUGUAUUGGUCAGAGAAUUAUUUCUUCAAUCAGCAGAAGCAAUUAGUCCAUUUAUUAUCGUUCAGUUAAUUUGCAAUAUGAUUAUUUUAGCCUGUAUGGCAUUUCAGCUGGAUUUGCAAUUGAAAAAUCCAGAUUUUGAAUUUAUAUCGGCGAUAUUUAUAAUGGGAAUUGAUUUGUCGAACUUAUUCGUGUUCUGUUUUUUUGGAAAAAUUGCAACAGAGAGUUUCGAAAAGAUGACUAACUCUUUGUAUGACACGAAUUGGCCAGACUACCCAUUGGUUAUGCAAAAGUAUUUGGUUUUUAUGAUGGCAAGUACUCAAAAACGAAUUCAUUAUCAUGGAAUGUUUGGAGUGGCCAUUUUGAAUUUGGAGACAUUUUCUCGGAUGAUCAAAUCAAUAGCCAGUUACUAUAUGAUGUUGAAAACGUUUAUAACCAACUGAGAUAUUUAAAUUUGCACAUUAGCUGCAAGUGAAUAUUAGAUCAAUUAAAACUGAAUAGAAACGCUGAAAUGUGAAGAAAAAUGUUUAAAAUUGAUGAAAUUCACAUGAAACCUGAAUAUUAUAAAUUUACAUUUAGUUGACUUUUAAGCCAUUUUAAUUAAAGAUCCUAAUGUUAAACAUUUAAUAAGUUAUUAAUAAUAACUCAGAGAAAUUGAACAGAGCAAACUGAACCCUGUUUCCGAAAACGGUUAAGUGUAAAAUUGUGAAAACAAUAAUUUUUCUCCUCAAGGUUUUCAAAUGUAGACUUCUAUUUUGGAAUUUCAGAUGUCACAUUUACAGUUGUCACGAUUUUACACUGGAACUGGCUUAGACCAGGGUAAAAAUAACAUUUCACCACUCAAUGUGCUACGUUCAAUAUCUCUAAGUAGAUUAACUAAAAUUUGGUAUAGAAUAGAAGCCUACUUUAUUG